This is a messenger RNA of Chanos chanos (milkfish), 1239 nucleotides long. RefSeq names its product nuclear factor of kappa light polypeptide gene enhancer in B-cells inhibitor, alpha a (gene nfkbiaa). Gene Ontology annotation, cellular component: cytosol. The record is from RefSeq and is a predicted model, not a curated record. NCBI's taxonomy places the organism in Eukaryota, Metazoa, Chordata, Actinopteri, Gonorynchiformes, Chanidae. Gene Ontology annotation, biological process: toll-like receptor 4 signaling pathway; cellular response to tumor necrosis factor. The coding region runs from base 43 to 942 and encodes 299 amino acids. The transcript has 6 exons. Gene Ontology annotation, molecular function: NF-kappaB binding.
GUGAACGUCAGGCCAUAUAGUGCAGUCUGUGAGUUAAUCGCUAUGGAUGUUCACGGAGUCUCCAUGGAUUGUAACUUUGAUGAGAUGGAUCUUAAGAAUCGGAAAAUGCUGCCAACUGAGGAUCGCUUCGACAGUGGAGUGGAUUCAUUAAAAGAAGACGAUAUUCCAAUUAUGGUGGAAGACUUUACACAUUUACGGGUCAGCGCCGGUGAAGAGCCUUGGAAACAAGAAAUCACGGAAGAUGGAGACACGUUUCUCCACCUCGCCAUCAUUCACGAGGCCAAGGAGCAUGCUCUGGAGAUGAUUAAGCUGUCUCAAAACGACCCAUUCUUGAACAAACAGAACAACCAGAGACAGACGGCCCUCCACUUGGCAGUAAUAACGGAGCAGCCACUUAUUGUGGAGAGACUGCUGAAGGCAGGCUGUGACCCUCGCCUGGUGGAUGAGAGUGGGAACACAGCUCUCCACAUUGCCUGCAAGAAAGGCUCCAUGACCUGUUUUGCAGUCCUGACCCAAAUCCAGACCCAACACCUGCGAUCUAUCCUCACCUUCACCAACUACAGUGGACACACUUGUCUCCACCUAGCAUCACUGUAUGGUUACCUUUCAAUGGUUGAAGUCCUUGUACAGCUUGGAGCUGAUAUCAAUGCAAAGGAGCAAUGCAGCGGUCGUACCGCUCUCCAUUUGGCCGUGGACCUGCAGAACCCUGCUUUGGUGCAGCGGCUCAUCAGUUUGGGAGCUGACGUCAACAGGCUGACCUACGGGGGCUUCGCUCCCUUCCACCUCACCUUCGGCAGGCAGAACACGGAGAUUCAGAAGCACUUGUACGAGCGAACGGCGGAGGCGCUGAGAGAGCUGCCGGAGAGCGAGUACGAGGAUAGCGAGGAGGAGCCUUCAUCUGAUGAAGAGAUGUACGAUGACAUUACGUUUGCUGGGAAGUAAGGUGGUCGCCUGGACGACGUUUAGCAUAUUCCAGAUUAAAUGACAGCAUGUGCUGUCCAACGGUCAAUGCCAGGGCACUGUAGUCCUGCCUCCAUAAGCUACUUGGCGUCAAGACCUGGGGCCAGAGUGGAGCGGUCCGGGAAAACAUGUAGCUGAAGAUGGUGUUCAACUUGAAGGAAUGACUGAAAUAGCCGAUUAGCAGGCCAAUAGGCAAGCCUGCUCCUGACCUUCAAGAUUAUGUAAAAUAACUAUAUCAUAUUGUAAAUACAGAGAGAUAUAUAUUUUUUUUUACCUGUA